Cottoperca gobio is the source of this 939-nucleotide messenger RNA. It is a transcript of the gene dkk3b, whose product is annotated as dickkopf WNT signaling pathway inhibitor 3b. Gene Ontology annotation, molecular function: receptor antagonist activity; co-receptor binding. Gene Ontology annotation, biological process: negative regulation of canonical Wnt signaling pathway; multicellular organism development. The transcript is spliced from 6 exons. The record is from RefSeq and is a predicted model, not a curated record. NCBI's taxonomy places the organism in Eukaryota, Metazoa, Chordata, Actinopteri, Perciformes, Bovichtidae. The coding region runs from base 148 to 939 and encodes 263 amino acids. Gene Ontology annotation, cellular component: extracellular region.
UAAACCUGAUUCGUCCAAGUUUAUAACCCCACCAACACCACUCAGACUUUCCAAAUAAAACGGAUCCAGCUGUGUGCGGCUGUGCGCCCUCAGUGCGUCACACUGCUCUGCUGUUUGGUAGACUGUCAAACAGAGAGAGAAGGAAAGAUGUCUGGAAUCAUGCUGCUGUUGGUAUCUUUGACUUUGAGCCUGGGGGAGACCGACAGAACGGCGCAGAGCGGGUCAGUGAUCCUGUGGGAUGCCCUGGAGCUUGGUCCGGCCAGUCUGAACGAUAUAUUCCGAGAGGUGGAGGAGUUGAUGGAGGACACCCAGCACAUACUGGAGGAGGCUGUUGAUCAGAUUACUACUGAGAGUGCUAAAUCAUCUUUAACGUCCCUGGAUCUGCAUACUAACAACCACAAUGAGACAAAGAAGAUGAUAAAGGAUGGAGACAGAGCGUUUCAGAUCCUAGAUAGAGCUGACAAGGAGACUGAUAAUGAAACAGGAGAGCUUCAUCUUUCACACACCCAUAUGGAGAUUUCUGGCCAUUGGAACAAUGUGGAUCACGAAUGCAUGGUGGAUGAGGACUGUGGUGACCUGAAAUACUGCCUGUAUGAGAUUGUGAACUCCAGGUGCCUCCCCUGCAUACCAACGGAUAUGCCCUGCACUAAGAAUGAGGAGUGUUGCUCAGAUCAGAUAUGUGUGUGGGGCCAGUGUACCGUCAAUGCCACCAAAGGAACAGAGGGAACUAUUUGUCAGGGUCAAAGUGACUGCAGGCCGGACCUCUGCUGUGCCUUUCAACGAGAGCUGUUGUUUCCAGUGUGUAAUCCCAAACCAGAGAAGGGGGAGUCCUGUCUGAGCCAGCCCAACCUGCUGAUGGACAUGCUGGCCUGGGACCAGGAGGGUCCCCGUGACCACUGCCCCUGUGCCGACGACCUCCAGUGCCAACCUCAUGGGUGA